GACACAAUUAAAAUCCCUAUAAAAGUUCCUCAUCUCACUUCAGCUAGAACUCUACACACUCUUUCCAACCAAUUGCCUCAUCCUGCCUGUGCGUUAGCUUGAACUUGAAGAUGCCUCAGUUGCUGGGAAACAUAGAUGGGAUCAUCCAGGCCUUCAGCCGCUAUGCCAAGACUGAGGGAGAUUGUACCACACUGACCAAAGGGGAGCUCAAAAAACUCCUGGAGCAGGAGCUCGCUGAUGUUAUUGUGAAACCUCAUGAUCCUGCCACAGUGGAUCAGGUCUUCCACCUACUGGAUGAAGAUUCCAAAGGGACUGUGGAUUUUAAGGAAUUUCUUGUGUUGGUGUUUAAAGUGGCCCAGGCUUGCUACAAGACACUAAAUGAGAGUUCUCAGGGAGCUUGUGGAACUCAAAAGCCAGGAAGCCAGCAUUCUGGGAGUACCCAACAGCGAAAUGAUGGUGAUCAGAGAAGUCAUACUGAAAUAGGAAGAGUGGAGAGAGAACAAAGCCAUACUAGGCAUGGAGGAGAAGAGCAGACAUCCACAGGACAAAACAGGAGCAACCUGACCACAGGGACUCAGACUCGAGGGCAAGAUGUUACUUCUACUCAAAUCUGUGACCAGGAUAGGUGGCCUAAAACACAAGGACAGGAGAGAGGAACCCAACAGGUUAGAGACAAAAUUGAAGGGCAGAGGCAGCCUGAGACAGGAACCACUCAGACCAGGGAACAAGGUAGGACCCAUCAGACAAGUGAGACAGUGACUGGAGGUCAGUCUCAGAUUCAUACAGGUACCACUCAGAGUAGGGAGCAAGGGUGGACACAUCAGACAACUGAUAAAGUGAUUGGAGGUCAGUCUCAAGUUCAUACAGGUACCACUCAGACAAGGGAACAAGAUGGAAGUCAUCAUCAGACGAGAGAUAGGGUGACUGGAGGUCAGUCUCAGAUUCACACUGGUACCACUCAGACUGUGGAACAAGAUAGAAGUCGUCAUCAGACAAGAGAUAGGGUGACUGGAGGUCAGUCUCAGAUUCACACUGGUACCACUCAGACUGUGGAACAAGAUAGAAGUCAUCAUCAGACGAGAGAUAGGGUGACUGGAGGUCAGUCUCAGAUUCACACUGGUACCACUCAGACUGUGGAACAAGAUGGAAGUCAUCAUCAGACGAGAGAUAGGGUGACUGGAGGUCAGUCUCAGAUUCACACUGGUACCACUCAGACUGUGGAACAAGAUGGAAGUCAUCAUCAGACGAGAGAUAGGGUGACUGGAGGUCAGUCUCAGAUUCACACUAGUACCACUCAGACUGUGGAACAAGAUGGAAGUCAUCAUCAGACGAGAGAUAGGGUGACUGGAGGUCAGUCUCAGAUUCACACUGGUACCACUCAGACUGUGGAACAAGAUGGAAGUCAUCAUCAGACGAGAGAUAGGGUGACUGGAGGUCAGUCGCAGAUUCACACUGGUACCACUCAGACUGUGGAACAAGAUAGAAGUCAUCAUCAGACGAGAGAUAGGGUGACUGGAGGUCAGUCUCAGAUUCACACUGGUACCACUCAGACUGUGGAACAAGAUGGAAGUCAUCAUCAGACGAGAGAUAGGGUGACUGGAGGUCAGUCUCAGAUUCACACUGGUACCACUCAGACCGUGGAACAAGAUGGAAGUCAUCAUCAGACGAGAGAUAGGGUGACUGGAGGUCAGUCUCAGAUUCACACUGGUACCACUCAGACUGUGGAACAAGAUAGAAGUCAUCAUCAGACAAGAGAUAGGGUGACUGGAGGUCAGUCUCAGAUUCACACUGGUACCACUCAGACUGUGGAACAAGAUAGAAGUCAUCAUCAGACAAGAGAUAGGGUGACUGGAGGUCAGUCUCAGAUUCACACUGGUACCACUCAGACUGUGGAACAAGAUAGAAGUCAUCAUCAGACAAGAGAUAGGGUGACUGGAGGUCAGUCUCAGAUUCACACUGGUACCACUCAGACUGUGGAACAAGAUGGAAGUCAUCAUCAGACAAGAGAUAGGGUGACUGGAGGUCAGUCUCAGAUUCACACUGGUACCACUCAGACCGUGGAACAAGAUGGAAGUCAUCAUCAGACAAGAGAUAGGGUGACUGGAGGUCAGUCUCAGAUUCACACUGGUACCACUCAGACCGUGGAACAAGAUGGAAGUCAUCAUCAGACAAGAGAUAGGGUAUCUGGAGGUCAAACUCAGAUUCACACUGGUACCACUCAGAUCAGAGGACAAGGCAGGACCCAUCAGACAAGUGUAACAGUGACAAGAGGUCAGUCUCAGACAGGGGUCACUCAGACUACCAAUAACCAGACCCAGCAAUUGCAAACUGGCUAUGGCCAGACUAGAAGGCCAGAGACCCAGGGCCAGGGACAGACUCAUACUCAAAUAGGGGGAGGCACCCAAACCCAGACAGGAUGUAGCCAGGGAUGGGGCCAAGAAAGGAGUCAACAGACAAGAGAAGACAUGGUGGAAGGCCACGGUCAUACUCAGGUGGGGAGCACUUUGCCUGGGGGACAGGCCUGGAGUGACAGUCAAAGAAGCUGCAGUGUGACAGGAGGACUGCAGGAGAAUGACUACUGUCAGACCCAAGAACCCUCUUUUGGAGGACAGGAGUGGAGCAGACAUCAAACAAGGGAGACAGUGGCUCAACAGCAGGACCACAGUAGGGAAUCAGAAAUUCAUUGUCAGGGGUCAACUCAACUUGAAGGAGCAGGCCAGGUCCAGGGAGGAAAGCGAGGUCUCACUGCUCGAGGCCUCUACUCCUACUUCAAAGGCAACAAGCAAUGAAUAUAAGCACUUUGAUUCCCAAUGCCCAAGAACAAGAACAGCACAACUGGGCAGACAUUAGACAGCCUUACCUCUCUUGAUCAGAUUGACUUGUGUUCCCAUAGAUCAGGCUACAUAUAAUUCAGCUGCUUUCCAGUUGAAUUUUGAUUAGAACCUUUCUUCCAAGUUCCUUUGUAUCCCAAACUCCCUCUCUGUCUUCCUGCCCAUCCUUGGUCAGAAGAAAUAGGGGCAUUUGGGUCAAACAUGGCAAAAAAUAGUCCUUUAUGUUUGAUCCCCUUCAUUCUGUCCUCAGGCUGAAGCUUCCUCACCAUGAACUUUGCCAUCUUAUUCUACUAGACUGUACCUUCUAAUGCAUCAAUAAAACCU
Molecule: messenger RNA, 3155 nt
Organism: Monodelphis domestica (gray short-tailed opossum)
Lineage: Eukaryota; Metazoa; Chordata; Mammalia; Didelphimorphia; Didelphidae
Gene: CRNN
Product: cornulin
Biological process (GO): cellular response to cytokine stimulus; regulation of phosphatidylinositol 3-kinase/protein kinase B signal transduction; positive regulation of cell cycle G1/S phase transition
Molecular function (GO): calcium ion binding; transition metal ion binding; calcium-dependent protein binding
Source: RefSeq, a predicted model, not a curated record